Messenger RNA from Closterium sp. Yama58-4, 5006 nucleotides. The record is from the annotation of a GenBank genome assembly. NCBI's taxonomy places the organism in Eukaryota, Viridiplantae, Streptophyta, Zygnematophyceae, Desmidiales, Closteriaceae.
AGAUGUACGUGGUCAUCUCGUACACGCAGAGGGACUUCAACACAGCACUGUCAGCCAAGAAGCAGACCGACUUCUACCACGCGGUCUUCAAGUUCAUCAUCAUCAUCCUCUUUGCUGCGCCCUUCUUCGCUCUCUUCGACUACGUCCAGGAGCUGCUGUCUCUCGAGUGGCGCUUGUGGCUCACAAACCUCCUGCUCUCCAGAUACUUUGCCAACCACGCGUUUCUGGAUCUGAAGAUGGCUGGUUUGCUCGACAACCCCCACACACAACCCUUUUCCCCCAACCCACCCCCACACCCCUCCCUCCUCCUCACCCGGCCUGUGCCAAAGCCAGCCAACCACGCGUUUCUGGAUCUGAAGAUGGCUGGAAAGCUCGACAACCCCGACCAGCGUAUCUGCGAGGACGUGAAGCACUUCGUCAGGACGUCUCUGAAUAUCAUAAUCACCCUUAUCGAGAAGAUGAUGAAUCUCGUCGCCUUCGCCUACGUUCUCUGGGACAUCUCUCCUCCUCUAGUCUGGUUCCUGCUGGCCUAUGCAGUCUCAGGCACAUUUGUGGUGGUCAGAGUGUUUGGGAAGCGGCUCACGUGGCUGCAGUUCCAGGGCUUCCAAAGAGAGGCAGACCUGCGUUAUUCCCUAGUACGAGUAAAGGACAACGUGGAGUCAAUUGCGUUUUACAGGGGAGAGGUCAAGGAGGAGGCAUCAGCCAAGUCCUUCCUGCACAGAGUGGCUCUCAACGUGCGCAACCGUCUAGUGGUGCAGUUCCACCUCUCCUUCUUCACAAACCUUUAUGAUUUCGCCACCAUCUUCGUCCCUGCUGUCAUCGUCGCCCCGCGCUACUUCUCCGGAGAUGUGGAGUUUGGCGUGAUAGCGCAGGCGGGCUAUGCCUUCAGCACCAUUUAUCGCGCCCUCACAGUCAUAGUCCUCAACUUCAACUCCUUCAGUGAGCUAGCAGCGGAGACAGAGCGUCUGGAAAGCCUACUGGCCUCCCUCUCCGACUUUGCAGCAGAUGACUCCAGCAAGCUCUUCUCCCACGCCUCCCCCCAUGGCCCCUCCCACGGCCCCUCCCACCCCCCUCACUCCCACUCUCACCCCUCUCACACUAAAUCAACCACCAAAGAUCCCUCCUCUCAUUCCUCCACCUCCUCGCACUCUCUGGCUCUCGGUCAUUCCCUCUCUCUCCAGCCCUCCCAUACCACCUCCGCUUCCUCCUCCUCUCUCGCCCCCACUCUCUCGGGCCAGAGGCUUGCCGCCCGUCACACUUCUGAAUCCUCACCUGCACUCGUAUCAGCAGCAGAGACAUCGGCAGACUCUGUUGUUUCAGGAGUUUUGCCAGGUGGUUCCCACGGGGAGGGUGCACCUUUGUUGGAGUUGAGUGCUAUGGGGGGGAGCGCAGGUGGUGGUGGUGCUGCUGCUGAAAGAGAAGCUGAUGUUAUUGAAUGCACUACUGCAACAGGUCGCAUUCAGCGCAUAGAAGGUCCAUGCCUCACACUCACCUCUGUAGUCAUCCGCACACCUAACCUCCGCCACACGCUCUACCCCUCCUCCCUCUCCUUCUCCCUCCCCCCCGGCGCCUCUCUCCUCGUCAUGGGUCCUUCCGGCUGCGGAAAAUCGUCCCUCCUGCGAGCCAUUGCCGGCCUGUGGAAAUUCGGCGAGGGAACCAUCGAGUCUCCGCCGCCCGGGAAAACUUUUUUCCUGCCCCAGAAGCCGUAUAUGCCGCUAGGAACGCUCCGGGACCAGCUGGUUUUUCCUGGAAAUGCUCUGGAGGGAGAACUGUUGCAUGCGCUUCAGGAGGUUUCACUUCCGGAUUUGGCUGAACGGGUGGGAGGGCUGGCUGUGGAGUGUGACUACUCGGACAUGCUUUCUAUGGGGGAACAACAGCGGGUGGCGUUCGCUCGUCUUCUUCUGCAGCGGCCGUACAUGGCGUUUUUGGACGAGGCGACGAGUGCGUUGGAUGGGGCGAACGAGGCGCGGCUGUAUGGGAUGAUGCGCGAGAGGGUGAAGUCGUUUGUCAGUGUGGGGCACAGGACGAGCUUGAUGAAGUUCCACACGCUGGUUCUGGCAUUUGACGAGGAUGGCGAGGGAGCUCCGUUUCAGCACCUGAAACGAAAUGAAUCUGAUUGUAACGAGGAUGAGAGUGAGGAACCAGGAGAUCUACACCCAUACGCCGACGAGAUCCGCCACCUUAUUCAGAAUCCGCCUCCACCCAACCACGUGCUGCCACCUGGCACCACACCACCACCACCUCUAAAUGACCCUGGUGUCACAACCUCAUCGGCUCUCCCUUCUCAAGCACCCUCCUCCUCCUCCCCGUCCUCCUCCUUCCACUGGGUAUCCACGGAGCACCAGCUAGCGUCUCUCGCAGCGUUGCUGGAGAGCCAGGACGAAUUUGCAGUGGACACAGAGCAGCACAGCCACCGGUCCUUCCUCGGCUUCACUGCCUUGAUCCAGAUCUCCACUCCAGAUGGCUCUGACUAUAUCAUCGACGCCAUUGCCCUGCACGACCACAUAGGGCACGCCCUCCGGCCUGUCUUUGCCAACCCAGCCGUCACGAAGCUGUUCCACGGGGCGGACUCCGACGUGCUCUGGCUGCAACGAGACUUCCACAUCUACACCGUCAACCUGUUUGACACAGCACGGGCCUGCUCGGUUCUUAACAAGCCCUACCGCUCGCUGGCAUUCCUCCUGGACCGCUACUGCCACGUCAGCACCGACAAGCGCCUGCAGCUGGCCGACUGGCGCCGCCGCCCGCUGCCGCCCACGAUGCUACAGUACGCGCGCACGGACUCGCACUACCUGCCGCACAUCGCCGGCCGGCUGCGGUGGGAACUGGUGCAGGCAGACACAGGCGGAGAGGGCGGAGAGGGAGCAUUCGCAAACGGGAAGGGAGAAGCGGUAGCAGGAGGAGCAGCAGCAGCAGCAGCAGCGGCAGGAGCAGCAGCAGGAGCAGGGGGAGGAGGAAGGAGAGGGUCUCGGGCAGGGCACAGCAGUGGAUCCAAGUAUGAAGAGGCAGUGAGGAGGUCAAAUGCACUGUGCCUUCAGCUGUAUGAGAAGCCAGGGGAGAGGAGUGCCGGUGCUGACAGGAGCAGUGCAGUUGGGGAGGCUGGGAGGGAGCGAGGUGAGCGAGAGGAGGGGGUAGCAGCACAAGGGCGUGGGGGGUUUGGAGCGGUGGGAGGGAGUGCUGAGGCGGCAGCAGCGGCGGCGGCGGCACUUUUCCGCCAGCUGUUGGGCGUUUGUGGGUAUGUAGGAGGUUCUGCACUUUCAGGUGGAUUUUCAGGUGAUUCCGCUGGUUCAGGAGCCGGCUCUGUGGCACCUGACGCUGCUGCCACGUCAGCAGGUCAGAAAACGUCGGAUCGGUCGGAGGUGUUACGGGAAGUGAGGGCUGUGCUUGAUGUGGUAACCAGAUGGCGCGACACUGUAGCGCGGGAAGAACACGAAAGCCUGCGGUUCCUCCUUGCUGACGUGGCAGUGGUCGCCGUGGCACUGCUACGGCCUGCCACGUGUCAGGAGCUGAUUGGUUGCGUGGCCAAGGCCAUGGCAGCCGCUGCUGCUCUCACACCGCCCUCGAUGCGAGAAGAGGCCGGCGUUCCUCGGCCUAUUCAAGGAGGGGGUAGUGGAGGGGAGAGUGGAACCGUUGAGUCAACAGAAGGAGCUGCUAUGCCAGCAUCAGUAGCGGAACAACAAGCUACUCCAUCUCAGCCCACUUCACCUUCCCCCUCGCCUCCUCUCGUCCGUCGAUCUCCCGAGCUGGUCGCGCUGAUCAACGCCACGUGUCGCGACGUGAGAGGUGGCGAAGGGUCGAGGGGACUAGUGGAGAGUGCAAGUGAUACUGCAACAGACCCACCACCCGCCCCACUCCCCCCGAACCUCGCGUCACCUCUCUCCGUCCGGCUGCUCUUCCAACCCAAGGGGCGUCCAGAAGACGACGAGAACGAGUUCUACAUCCAAUCCAAGUCCAACCGCUGCGUCUCCUGCGGCGAAUCCACCCACUACCUGCGCUACCGCCUCGUUCCCUCCUGCUACCGCCACGCGUUUCCUGAGCAUCUGAAGUCGCACCGGAGCCAUGAUAUUGUGUUGUUAUGUGUUGAUUGCCAUGACGUGGCACAUCGUGCGGCUGAGAUUCACAAGAGGGAGGUUGCGCGGAGGUUCGGGGUUCCGCUGCUGCUGUCGCCGCUGGAUCGGAGGCUCGGCGGAGGGUCGGGUGAGGGUGUGGGUGAGAGGGGGGGAGAAGGGGCGGGAGAGGGGGGGAGCGUAGUUGGGAAUGGGGCUGAGAGGGAAGGUGGGGAGGAGGAGGGAGGUGGGGAGAUGGAGGGUGAGGGGGGUGUGAGUGGUGAGCGGAAUGGGGGAAGGGAUGCAAGAGUUGAAGCUGCAUUUCUUUUGAAUGAUGCUGCCCGGUCAGCAGUUGCGGUUUUACGGCACGGGGCAUCUCUGCCCGAAAGCAGGCUCUGCGAGCUGCUUCUGCCCGUGUGGAAAGUUUUGAAGCGGGCAGCGGGCAGCCCGGUGAAAAUUGAGGAGCUGGAGAUGGUGGUGCAGGCAGGGAAGGGGACCAGACACGGAACCAAGGUGGUAGCGCUGCUGCUGGCGGGCGGGGGGGAGGCGGGGAUAAGGGAGUUCACGCAGCAGUGGAGGGAGGUGUUUGUGGCGGCGCUACAGCCGCGCUUCCUGCCGCCCGGCUGGGACGUGCAGCACCUGGGGCGACGGCAGUUUGGGGAGUUCUCCGUGUAUAAUCCACAGCGGAGGAGAUAUGUGAGGGAAGAAGGGAAUGAAGGGGGAAGGGAGGGAGGGGAGGGAGGAGGGGAGGGAGGGGAGGGAGGGAAGGGAGGAAGGGAGGAAGGGAGGAAGAAGGGGGAGAAGGGGAGGAACUGUAAGGUACCACACUGGUACCGUAUGCUGGUUGGUUUACGUGACCCUUUGAUGUUCUAUGGGAAGGGCGGAAGGGACAGGGCGGGAGGGAUGGGAGAAUAUGGGAGUGUAGGGGGGGAGGGAAAAGUUUUGAGCCCACAGGUGUAG